UUGAAAAAGUUUAGAGAGUUAGUGCUGAGUUUAAGGACUUAAAACACACAACAAAAUGUCUGGCAUUGCACUUGGUCGUUUGGGUGAAGAAAGAAAAGCAUGGAGAAAAGAUCAUCCAUUUGGAUUUGUAGCCAAACCAACAAAAAAUCCAGACGGCACACUAAAUCUUUUAAAUUGGGAAUGUAAAAUACCAGGCAAGAAGGGAACACCAUGGGAGGGUGGUUUGUACAUGUUGCGAAUGCUGUUUAAAGAUGAUUAUCCUAGUUCUCCACCUAAAUGUAAAUUUGAGCCACCUUUGUUUCAUCCAAAUGUCUAUCCGUCUGGUACAGUAUGUCUUUCAUUAUUGGAUGAAGAAAAAGAUUGGCGUCCUGCAGUCACAAUAAAACAGAUUUUACUGGGUAUCCAGAAGUUGCAGAAUGAGCCUAACAUAAAAGACCCUGCUCAAGCUGAGGCAUACACAAUUUAUCGUCAAAAUCGUGCUGUGUAUGAGAGACGAGUGAGAGAACAGGCUUCCAGAUACAGGGACCCAACUUCUCGAUAGGAUUGUCAUUUAAGAACAUGAGGCAUUUAUCCUUAGUAUACUGGCCCACAUUGUUACAGCUGAACAUGUAUAGUCUAAAAGGAUACAUCAGUGGAGUUUUCUCAGUUUUUGUACUUUUUGUCAACUUAUUACUUUGAGUCAUAUUUUGUCCUGAAAAACCUUUAUGUAUGAUAUUGAAUAAAUAGUCAAUGAUU
This is a messenger RNA of Physella acuta, 735 nucleotides long. Its product is annotated as SUMO-conjugating enzyme UBC9-B-like. The record is from RefSeq and is a predicted model, not a curated record. NCBI's taxonomy places the organism in Eukaryota, Metazoa, Mollusca, Gastropoda, Physidae.